Molecule: messenger RNA, 4877 nt
Organism: Coregonus clupeaformis (lake whitefish)
Lineage: Eukaryota; Metazoa; Chordata; Actinopteri; Salmoniformes; Salmonidae
Product: sarcoplasmic/endoplasmic reticulum calcium ATPase 2
Exons: 21
Coding region: 459-3590 (1043 amino acids)
Biological process (GO): intracellular calcium ion homeostasis; calcium ion transmembrane transport
Cellular component (GO): membrane
Molecular function (GO): P-type calcium transporter activity; ATP binding; ATP hydrolysis activity
Source: RefSeq, a predicted model, not a curated record
GGACAAAUGCGAUUGGUGCUGAUGGUGAAGGUAGUGAAUCCGCAGCAGCACGCAAGAGGAAAUAGACAGCGGACAUCCACGAAGGCUGUGCUUGUCAGACCUACCGCUUAGCCACUUGCAUUAUCCAACUACAGGGACGCAUUUUUCUUAAGUUAUUGCUCCUUCAAAAAAUGAAAUAGUUUUGAUGGUGGUAUGAAUUAUCCGUAUUUCAUGGUCUGGAACGUUGUAGCUAACCGGCGAGUUUGACAGGGCAAGGCAUCGGUCUCCUAACAAGUGUGAGGACUUACAUUAGCCACCGUUUUCAUUGCACGUGAGGUUAUUUAUAUUUGUAUGAAUUUUUGACAGCGUGAGUUUGGGGAAGACACACAAUAAUUGAGGAAUCAGUGGGGUUGUCGAGGUUUCAGCUAAGCAGUAAACGUUAGCGAGCUGGUGUGUGACCUCGCGCGGCUACUCUCACCAUGGAGAACGCUCACACAAAGACGGUGGAGGAAGUUUACAGCCAUUUCAACGUGAACGAAAGCACAGGUCUAGGUUUAGACCAGGUGAAGAGGCAGCGGGAAAAAUGGGGACCUAAUGAAUUGCCUGCUGAGGAGGGAAAAUCUUUAUGGGAACUGGUAGUUGAACAGUUUGGAGAUCUACUUGUGAGGAUUCUUCUUCUUGCAGCCUGCAUAUCCUUUGUGCUGGCCUGGUUCGAGGAGGGAGAGGAGACCAUCACAGCCUUCGUGGAGCCUUUUGUAAUUUUGCUGAUUCUAAUAGCAAAUGCCAUCGUGGGUGUCUGGCAGGAGCGAAAUGCGGAGAAUGCCAUUGAAGCGCUCAAAGAGUACGAGCCGGAGAUGGGAAAGGUGUACCGGCAGGACAGGAAGAGUGUGCAGCGGAUCAAGUCCAGGGACCUUGUACCAGGGGACAUUGUGGAGGUGGCCGUUGGCGACAAAGUUCCUGCAGAUAUUCGACUCACAUCCAUCAAAUCCACAACCCUGAGGGUGGACCAGUCCAUUCUGACAGGGGAGUCUGUCUCUGUGAUCAAACACACUGACCCGGUACCUGACCCCCGGGCUGUCAACCAGGACAAGAAGAACAUGCUCUUCUGUGGUACAAACAUAGCAGCGGGUAAGGCGGUGGGCGUUGUGGUGGCCACGGGCGUCCACACGGAGAUUGGCAAGAUCCGGGACGAGAUGGCGUGCACGGAGCAGGAGCGUACGCCUCUGCAGCAGAAGCUGGAUGAGUUCGGGGAGCAGCUGUCUAAGGUAAUCUCCCUGAUCUGCAUCGCUGUGUGGCUCAUCAACAUUGGCCACUUCAGCGACCCCGUCCAUGGAGGCUCCUGGAUCCGCGGCGCUGUGUACUACUUCAAGAUUGCUGUGGCCCUGGCCGUGGCCGCCAUCCCUGAGGGUCUGCCCGCUGUCAUCACCACCUGUCUGGCUCUAGGAACCCGCCGGAUGGCCAAGAAGAACGCAAUUGUCCGCAGCCUGCCCUCUGUGGAGACCCUGGGCUGCACCUCCGUCAUCUGCUCCGACAAGACCGGCACCCUCACCACCAACCAGAUGUCUGUCUGCAGGAUGUUCAUUAUUGACCAGGCUGCAGGCGAUAGCUGCUCCCUGAAGGAGUUCACAAUCACUGGCUCCACAUACGCACCUGAGGGACAAGUGUACCAUGAUGGUAAACAAGUGAAGUCCUCCCAGUAUGAUGGCUUGGUGGAGAUGGCCUCCAUCUGUGCCCUGUGUAACGACUCCUCCCUGGAUUACAAUGAGACCAAAGGUGUGUAUGAGAAGGUUGGCGAGGCCACAGAGACUGCCCUUACCUGCCUGGUGGAGAAGAUGAACGUGUUUGACACCGACGUCAAGGGACUGUCCAAGAUCGAGAGAGCCAAUGCCUGCAACUCUGUGAUCAAGCAGCUGAUGAAGAAGGAGUUCACCCUGGAGUUCUCCAGAGACAGGAAGUCCAUGUCUGUGUACUGCACCCCCAACAAGGCCCGCUCCUCCAUUGGCAAGAUGUUUGUUAAGGGAGCCCCAGAAGGAGUGAUUGACAGGUGCACUCACAUCCGUGUGGGCGGGAACAAAGUGCCCCUGACCCCGGGCAUCAAGGACAAGGUAUUGUCAGUGAUCAGGGAGUACGGGACUGGGCGCGACACACUGCGCUGCCUGGCCCUGGCCACAAAGGACAACCCCAUUGCCAAAGAGAACAUGGUGUUGGAAGACUCAAACCGCUUCAUUGAAUACGAGACGGACCUGACGUUUGUGGGCUGCGUGGGCAUGCUGGACCCUCCCAGGGCCGAGGUAGCUGCCUCCAUCAAGCUGUGCCGCCUAGCCGGCAUCCGCGUCAUCAUGAUCACCGGCGACAACAAAGGCACAGCCGUUGCCAUCUGCCGCCGCAUCGGCAUCUUCAGUGACAAAGACGAUGUCUCCUCCAUGGCCUUCACCGGCCGCGAGUUUGACGACCUGUCGCCGGCCGCCCAGCGAGACGCGGUGGUGAACGCCCGCUGCUUCGCCCGCGUGGAGCCGUCCCAUAAAUCCAAGAUCGUGGAGUUCCUGCAGUCCAUGGACGAGAUCACAGCCAUGACUGGUGAUGGAGUGAACGACGCCCCUGCUCUGAAGAAGGCAGAGAUUGGCAUCGCCAUGGGUUCCGGCACGGCUGUAGCUAAGUCAGCCUCUGAGAUGGUCCUGGCCGAUGACAACUUCUCUACCAUCGUGGCGGCUGUGGAGGAGGGCAGGGCCAUCUACAACAACAUGAAGCAGUUCAUCCGCUACCUCAUCUCCUCCAAUGUGGGAGAGGUUGUCUGCAUCUUUCUGACGGCUGCUCUAGGCUUCCCCGAGGCUCUGAUCCCUGUCCAGCUGCUGUGGGUUAACCUGGUGACGGACGGCCUCCCUGCCACUGCACUGGGCUUCAACCCCCCCGACCUGGACAUCAUGAACAAGGUCCCCCGCAACGCCCGCGAGCCCCUCAUCUCUGGAUGGCUCUUCUUCAGAUACCUCGCCAUAGGAUGCUAUGUGGGUGUGGCUACAGUUGGUGCUGCUGCCUGGUGGUUCGUCGCUGCUGAGGACGGACCCAGGAUCACCUUUUACCAACUGAGCCACUUCCUGCAGUGUGGUCCUGAGAACCCAGAGUUUGAGGGUUUGGAGUGUGAGCUGUUUGAGUCCCCCUACCCCAUGACCAUGGCCCUGUCUGUGCUUGUCACCAUCGAGAUGUGCAACGCCCUCAACAGUGUGUCAGAGAACCAGUCCCUGCUGCGUAUGCCCCCCUGGGAGAACGUGUGGCUGCUGGGAGCCAUCUGCCUUUCCAUGUCCCUGCAUUUCCUUAUCCUCUAUGUGGAGCCCCUGCCGAUCAUCUUCCAGAUUACCCCUCUGAACCUGACCCAGUGGCUGAUGGUGCUGAAGCUCUCCCUGCCCGUCCUCCUGCUGGACGAGGUCCUAAAGUUAGCAGCCAGGAACUACAUGGAGAACUACCCUGGUAAAGAGCUGGAGAAGCCCAGCAGCAAAGGCUGCUCUCUCUCUGCAUGCAUGGAGGGCAUCUCCUGGCCCUUUGUGGCCCUCACCCUCCCCCUGGUGCUGUGGAUUUACAGCACCGACACUAACAUGGCAGACAUGUUCUGGUCCUGACUGACUUGAGCACAACCCCCUCUCUCUCCUCCAGUGUGUGCAUAGUUAGUGUGUGUGUGUUUGUGUAGACUUGGAGUGUGCCUGCCGAGCGUGCAUGAGAAGGACCUAGUUUAACACACAAACUUAACAAAUAAUAUAAAAAUGUAACAAUCGAAAAGGCCUUUUGUGAGUGGGUGAGGCUUUUGUGUGAGUGUCAGUUUGACCGUCACUCCUGUAGCUGUGGACUUUUUGCUGGUUCAAACAGAAAAUAAUGUCAGUUUUUGUUAUUGUCGAUAUUGCCUUUUAAAUUAGAAUAUUUUAAUGAUUUGAGAUUAUCAUUUUGUCUAAUUUCACUACAGUACAAAUAAUCAAUUCCUGGUUCUUUUUGCGCUGCCCUUUUCAUACGAGUAUACAAAUUUAGAUAUUUAAAAGCAGUCCAUUGACCUGUACAGAGAUUUAACACUAUUUUAUGCAACUUUUUUGUUUUUGUUCAUCACUUUGUAAAUUGUUGGAACGGAUUGCAGGAGGAGUGGCUAAGAGAAUGGUUAGGGUUACCUUUUAAUGUUUACCGUUGUCUUCAGUAUAAACUUAGAACUCUUUCAGAGCCGAUGGACAAGCACCAGAUAGCAGGAGAUGGGUAAGAUAAGGGUUUGUGGAGUGGUUGUGUGUGUAUGCAUCGCUGAAAUUGAAACAAAAGUAUCCUAAAAAUGGAAGCUGCAUGUUCUUUGACCUAGCAUGAACUGUACUGGGUUUUUCAUUUAGUCGUCUCCCCCACAUCAAUGUAAAAAUUACCUUUAUGGAUUUCUUUAUUUUUUAAACUUUUUGAUUUGAAAAGCCAGUUUUUCUGCACUAGGCAGAGCACAGCUACAUCAAUACGAUCCAUUUUGCUCAUUUCUAGAUGCUUUCCCCUACAUGGCUUUAGUCUUUAUUCAACAUUUAGUCAAUAUAGUUAUGACACCUGAUGUGUGCCCCUAUUUCCUUGUGCAGAAAACAAAAAACUAAUUGGCCAUUCCUCAGUAUUUUUUAUUAAGGGUAUUUUGUCUUUGUAUUUUUUAUUUGACAUGACUUUUAUUACAUUUAUUUUUGUUGUUUUGUUGGCAGGAUUGGGUGGGGAUAAAGGAUGUAAAUGUUGCCAUCUGUAUGUGGGUCAUGAUUUUGAUUCAAAGGAGAGAAAAGGCUACAAAAAUAAUUUACUUUUAAAAUACAGGUUUUCCAAUUGACUGCUCCAACCAUGAACUUGCGACACAUAAGUCCCCCAAUGUUUUGUUUUUUAUAUUUCAAGAAAAAUACACUCAUGAACCCUUUGAA